Rotaria sp. Silwood1 is the source of this 348-nucleotide messenger RNA. The record is from the annotation of a GenBank genome assembly. Lineage: Eukaryota; Metazoa; Rotifera; Eurotatoria; Philodinida; Philodinidae.
AUGGGCACCGCACGUCCUACACUCUAUCAUGUUCUUCAUGAUGAUAAUGAAUUCAGUAGUGACGAUAUUCAACAAUUAACCUAUUGGUUAUGUCACACCGAUAUGCGUUGUACAAAAUCUGUGUCAAUUCCUGCACCAGUCUAUUACGCUCAUUUGGCUGCUUAUGGAUCACGAUCGCUUGACUUCGAUGCGAAUCAUCCAAUACACAGUGAUGGAAAUGAUAACGAUGAUAAUGACGAUGAAAAUGUCGAUGAUGAAGAUGAUUCAACAAGUUAUUCUCUUGAAGAUAUCAAAACCAAAGUGAUGAUAUUCGAUCCGAAAGUGGCUAAUGAUAUGUGGUUUAUCUAA